AUGUAUGUAUGUAUGUAUGUAUGUAUGUAUCACGUUUUCAUAGGACCGGCGACUUGCCUGUCCACAGACACUACCGCCAUUACGUUCACUUUUGCAGAGAUGGGAACUACGUGGCUACAUUUUCUGACACUGUCAAUAAAAUCAUAGGCAGAGAGUAGAAAGAAUGGAUGUGGUCGAGUCAAUUAAUUAGACGCAUACAUUGCAAUGUGUAACGUAUAAAGAUGGACUAGAUGGAGUUGACAAAUCUACGUUAUCGAUGUGACAGCAACAGUCAACACGCGACUCUUUAUGCGACUUGCACCGCAUAGUAGUCAACAAAGAUACGCUCCAUAAAAAAAUUAAAAAAGGAGGCGAAAGCUUUAAACUUGUCAACGCUGGAUUUGAAUUUGAAUGGAGUAAAACACUAGCUUUUCUUCGCUCGUAUGAAAAAGCAGCUUUAGCCCUUUAGCUGCAGUGAGAAUACUCCAUUAAAGCUGACAAGAAUAUAGCGUGUACAACAUAAAAAACAAAAAUCGGUUUUGUCCGAAAAUGAACUUGGAACUAUUAGAGUCAUUCGGUCAAAACUACCCAGAAGAAUUUGAUGGUACGUUAGAUUGUAUAUCCCUUGCUGUAACCUGUACAUUUAAUAAAAGAGGAACAUUACUUGCUGUUGGAUGCAACGAUGGAAGAAUAGUCAUUUGGGAUUUUUUGACUCGUGGCAUAGCUAAAAUUAUCAGUGCACACGUACAUCCAGUAUGUUCAUUGAGUUGGUCUAGAAAUGGUCACAAGUUAUUAAGUGCAUCAACAGACAAUAAUGUAUGUAUAUGGGAUGUUUUAUCUGGAGAGUGUGAUCAAAAAUAUAGAUUUCCUUCUCCAAUAUUAAAAGUACAGUUUCAUCCAAGAAAUCUCAACAAGUUUUUAGUAUGUCCAAUGCGCCAUGCUGCUGUUAUGGUUGAUGUCGAAGGAACACAUAGAGUUAUACCACUUGAUGAAGAUAGUGAUUUAAACAUAGUAGCAUCAUUUGAUCGACGCGGAGAUUAUGUGUAUACAGGAAAUGCUCGCGGAAGAGUUUUAGUUCUUGACGCUGAGACAUUAAAUGUAAAAGCCUCUUACAAAAUAACGCAAGGUACUGCUAGCAACACAGCAGUAAAAAGUAUAGAAUUUGCACGACGAGGCUCCUGUUUUUUAGUUAAUACCGCUGAUAGAGUCAUUCGCGUAUAUGACAGUACUGAAAUAUUAGCGUGUGGUAAGGAUGGCGAACCUGAGCCAAUACAAAAAUUGCAAGAUCUUGUAAAUAAAACAAUGUGGAAAAAAUGUUGCUUCUCGGGCGACGGAGAAUAUGUGUGCGCUGGAUCAGCGAGACAACACGCAUUGUACGUAUGGGAAAAGAGUAUAGGAAAUUUGGUGAAAAUUUUACAUGGAACUAAAGGCGAGCUUUUACUCGAUGUUGUGUGGCACCCAGUGAGGCCAAUAAUCGCAUCCAUAUCAUCAGGCGUAGUUUCAAUUUGGGCACAAAAUCAGGUGGAGAAUUGGUCUGCGUUUGCGCCGGAUUUCAAAGAGUUGGAUGAAAAUGUUGAAUACGAGGAAAGGGAAAGUGAAUUUGAUUUGAGUGACGAAGAUAAGUCUGUUGUACAAGGAGAAGAGGCUCAGGAUGAAGAAAUAGAAGUUGACGUUGCAUCAAUUGACAGAGUUGCUGCAUUUUGCAGCUCUGAUGAAGAAACUGAAGAUAUUGGUUCUCUUCAAUUUCUACCUAUAUCUCCAGAUGUGGAAGAUUCCGAGGAUAAUCAAGUAACGCCACACGAACCGCCAAUGAAGAAACAUCGUUCACACGAUAUAGAUUUACAGGGGGCACCGAUUGACGAAACACAUCCCUUGUUAAAUAAAGGAAAGGAUAAGCCAACGACGAAGAAGGGAAGACCAAGACUAGAAUAUAAAAAGGGAAAAUGAUUUAAUAUAUGAGAGAGAUAUUGGUAACGAUAAAAAAUUCACUUACAGUAUCUAGUUAUGAGAAAAAUAUGAAAGAUUGUUGGCCAUUUUUAGAACAAGUUUUAAAAGAAAAAAAAGUAAAAGUGUAUGAUAAAUUGGUAAAAAUUGGUUACAACAAAAAGUAAUGAAUUUUGAACAAAUUUCAAAAAAUUCUGAUUCUACCGUUGCCAAAAACAUUAUUAUAUAGAAGUAAUCUGUAACUUAAUUCCUUUCCUUAAAUAUUUCUUCCUUUAUAUAAAAAGUCAGUGAAACUGCGAUUGUGCAUGAAAAAUCUAGUUAUUGCGAUAAAAAAAGCAAUUUUCCUGAAUUAAAAA
This is a messenger RNA of Wasmannia auropunctata (little fire ant), 2279 nucleotides long. It is a transcript of the gene Rbbp5, whose product is annotated as retinoblastoma-binding protein 5 homolog. Gene Ontology annotation, molecular function: protein binding. NCBI's taxonomy places the organism in Eukaryota, Metazoa, Arthropoda, Insecta, Hymenoptera, Formicidae. The record is from RefSeq and is a predicted model, not a curated record. The coding region runs from base 529 to 1926 and encodes 465 amino acids. The transcript has 8 exons. Gene Ontology annotation, cellular component: Set1C/COMPASS complex.